This is a messenger RNA of Chanos chanos (milkfish), 8363 nucleotides long. It is a transcript of the gene stab1, whose product is annotated as stabilin 1. The transcript is spliced from 69 exons. Gene Ontology annotation, cellular component: membrane. Lineage: Eukaryota; Metazoa; Chordata; Actinopteri; Gonorynchiformes; Chanidae. Gene Ontology annotation, biological process: cell adhesion. The coding region runs from base 38 to 7735 and encodes 2565 amino acids. The record is from RefSeq and is a predicted model, not a curated record. Gene Ontology annotation, molecular function: hyaluronic acid binding; calcium ion binding.
GGGAGAGCAUUCCUGUCUGCACUGAAGGGAAGCAGAUAUGCAUCACCUACUCAUUCUAGUACUCUUGGUACCAUGUAGUUUAGAGCUAGAGAGUGCUUCAAAUCGCUGUGAUGUACCACGCACCAUUCAAAUCUCCACUCCAUGCACAUCUUGUGCUGCAGCAACUUCUGUCAUCUGCCCCAGGGGCUUCCAGAAGAUCACCAAAGACAUUGGCAAUGCUAACUGCAGCUAUGUGGUAGACACUGGAGAACGGCAGUUAAACCUGCUUGGUUGCACACACACCUGUGUUAAGGUCGUUACGGAGCGUAGGUGUUGUCCGUCUUUCUGGGGACCGCUGUGUUUGCCUUGCCCUCGUUGGUCUGAUAAAGUAUGUAACUGGCAUGGGACAUGUGUAGAUGGAAAUUUGGGCAAUGGAACUUGUGUUUGUCAGGAGGGAUACACAGGUUUUGCCUGCCAGAAGUGCACAAAUGAGAAUUCUUAUGGGGAUCACUGUAGUUCAAGGUGCAGCUGUGUCAACGGAAAAUGUAACUCUGGUCCUGAUGGUAAUGGAGAAUGCUACUGUCAGCCACCAUUCUCAGGACCAAAGUGUGAUAAAGUGUCUUCAUCCUGCUCAAACUGCACUGCAUACUCUUACUGUAAAGGAGAUCCAAGGAGUGCUGUAUGUGAGUGCCUUCCAGGUUACAAGAAGGUUGGACACAUCUGUACAGGUGUCUGCUCAUCAAAUGUUUGUGACGUGAAUGCUGACUGUUCGUACAAGGGUGGAGGAUUGUUUCAGUGCAAAUGUAAAGAGGGGUAUGAAGGGGAUGGAAAACACUGCACCCCCGUGAACCCCUGUGCCAAAAACAAUGGAGGCUGCCCUGUUAACUCCACCGUAUGUGAAUACACAGGCCCAGGGAAGUCAAAAUGUGUGUGUAUGAGUGGAAUGGAGGGUUCUGACCCAUCUGCUGGCUGCACUCUGAAGUCGGUUUGCACAGCAAGCACAUGUCACAGGAAUGCAUACUGUGAGACAGGCCAAGAUGGAAUACCCAGAUGCUUUUGUGAUGCUGACAAGAUUGGUGAUGGCAGACGUUGUUAUGGCAACAUAAUUGAGAGGGUUUUGGAGCUUGACACAGAAGGCAGCCAUAAAGGAAAACUGACUGGAGCCAUCAGUCUAUUAGAGGGAGGGUGUGAGCUCUCUUUGAAUAUGCAUGGACCCUUUACAGCUUUCGUUCCACUUCUGCAGUCCCCACUGGCAGUAAGUACAAUAGAGAAAUGUGGAGCAUCAGGGAACUUUCUAUGUAAACAUCACCUUAUCCUCGGCCAACGGCUUUACAGAGAUUUGGAGAGCAAUGAUUUAUGGACAUAUGGAGGAGCAAAAAUCAGGUUCAAAAUGAACAAGCAAUUUAUCUUAAUGAGGGAUCCAGAUACAUUGUUUACCAUAAUCCAAAGUGAUAUUCCUGCAUCUAAUGGGAUUAUUCACAUUAUUGACAAGCCAAUAACAAAUGUACCUUCUCAUACCUCUGCCAAUCCAGAGUUUUCAUCCUUGACUAUCCACGACAUUUUUGCAAAAGAUGGAAGAUUCAAUAGAUUUCUGUCAUUGGUUGAUAACUGUGGAGCUCCAAUGCCCCUCAGGGGUCCAGGGCCUCUGACAGUCUUCGUUCCAACCAAUGAUGCCAUUGACAGGUUCAGAGACGGAAGUGUCAUAUAUAUGAUAAAUGAUGCCAAACACAAGCUCCAAGAAUUUCUGAGACAUCACAUGUUCUCCACAGCAGCGGUUACGAUGGAACAGUUGGCUAGCAUGCCUGCAAUUGAAACCAUGGCAAAUCAGGUUGUUACAAUCAAUGUCACUGGAGACGGAAGAGUGGCUCUGAGUGACAAAGGAAUACGGAUUGAGACAGCAGAUAUUGUGGCAUCCAAUGGUAUUAUUCACUUGAUUGAUGGUGUCCUUGUCCCACCCUCUAUUUUGCCAAUCCUGCCUCAUAGGUGUGAUGUCAAUGAGAGCAAGAUCAUUGUGGGUCCAUGUGUGAAAUGCAGCUAUCUCUAUGAGACUCACUGCCCACCUGGAAGUACAGAACUGGACAGUCAUCUCAAAAACUGUGAGGCCAGUCUUGAUCAACCCUGGAGUUCAUCUCUGGCAUUUAAGGGUUGUGCUAAAUACUGCAACGUAACACAAGUGAGAGCAGAAUGCUGUAGUGGGUUUUUUGGCCCUGACUGUAAACCUUGCCUUGGAGGUUUCCAACACCCAUGUUAUGACAAAGGCACUUGUUUUGAUGGCAUAGAUGGCAAUGGCACAUGCAAGUGUUUUCCAGCUUUCACGGGCAUAGCCUGUCACCUCUGUUCAGAUCCAAAUAAACAUGGAGAGAACUGCGAUGAAGACUGUCGCUGUGUGCAUGGUAUUUGUGACAACCGACCUGGCAGCAUGGGGGCUUGCAGGAGAGGGUCUUGUCAAGCAGGAUACUCAGGGGAUUUAUGCGACAAAACAGUCACGCCCUGCAAUUCAGAUGGGGCUUAUGAGCACUGCCAUAUCCAUGCCUACUGUACUUACAUCGACAGCCACACAACGUGUGUUUGCCAAGCAGGUUAUGAAGGCGAUGGUCAUUCCUGCAAUCCAGUAAACCUCUGCCUUAAGCCUGGUAGAGGAGGAUGUGACUCCAACGCGCAGUGUGUAUAUGCAGGCCCGGGCAAUGUAUCUUGUGUGUGCAAUGAGGGUUGGACUGGUGAUGGACAAGCUUGCGUUGAAAUUAACAACUGCCUACUGAAAAACCGUGGUGGCUGCCAUGCUAAUGCAGAGUGCAGACACAUAGGGCCAGGACAGAGCGAAUGCACCUGCAAGAAAGGUUACACAGGAGAUGGUACUGUCUGUGAUAUUGUUAAUCCCUGUUUAAAAAACAAUGGAGGUUGCCAUGCACUGGCUAAUUGUGAGUUCAAAGUUGGAGGAUCUCACAUGUGUAAAUGUCCUGAAGGAUAUAGGGGAAAUGGAACCAUAUGCUAUGGGAGCAUAAUGGCGGCACUUGAUGAAAGCUCAGAAUUCUAUAGUUUUAAUCGCAUGAUGCAGAGACACCGUGACAUCUACUUUAGUGGCAAUGUUACUGCUGUGGUGCCUUCCAGACAGGCCUUCAGAAAUUUGUCUGCUUCUGAGGAGAAUUUUUGGUUUGAUUCUUAUAGGCUGCCCUACCUUCUAAAAACUCAUUUUUUAGAUGGAAUAUACUCCUUUGAGGACUUGCAACAGCAAGUAAAUGGGACAGUCCCAUCUAAGACCAAAACACAAUGGAAGGUCAAAGCAAAAGGCCAGGAAAUUAUGAUUCAUGAUGCCACCAUUUCUAUUCCAAACAUAGAGGUGAUAGAUGGAUAUAUUCAUGUGAUCGACAAGGUGCUCAAACCUCCCAUUUCAGAUGUUCCUCCUUUGCCUCCUGAACUCAUGGAGGUCCUCAACAAGACUCCAAAAUUCAGUCUAUUCAGGCAGGCAGCACUGCUCUACAACUUGUCAGAAAACAUCCCAACAAGAGACUACACUGUCCUUAUUCCAUAUGAUACUGCAAUUGAGGAAUACCUGAAAGAAACAAAUUCUACACAGCUGGGUGAAGAUGUAUUAAAGUAUCACGUGAUCAUAAAAGACCAACUUUUUCCUGAUCACUUGUUUGAUGGCUUAUUAAAAACCACGUUAUUAGGGGAUGCCUAUCAAGUCAUGUUUCACACGAACAGUAAAAACGAGACAAUGGUGAAUGAUGUACUCCUUGAUGGAAACUUCACUGAAACUUACCAUGGAGUGGUAAUGGGCAUCCCCCGGGUUUUAGACAUCCACAAAAACCACUGUAGCAAAGAUGUGGUUUUAAGAGUCUCAGGCAGGUGUGGUCCCUGUGAUGGAGCUCCUAGAUGUUCCUACGGCACCAAACCUAUGAAGGAUAAGUUUCCUCCAAAUAUGAAGUCAAACUGCAAGUACAGGACAAGGGUUGGAAGGAAAAGGAAAACUGUGACAGGUUGCCUCAUGGAUUGUUUAAAACAGACCAAGGACCAUGCCUGCUGUCCAGGAUACUAUGGGCAUGAUUGCUUUAAAUGCCCAGGAAAGGUGGAUAACUGGUGUUCUAAUAAUGGCAAGUGCAUGGAUGGUCUUUUUGGCAAUGGAGAGUGUCUGUGCAAUGAGGGUUUUCAUGGCACAGCAUGCGAGACAUGCGAGCCUGGAAGAUAUGGGAAGGACUGCAAAUCAGAGUGCCACUGCCAGCAUGGGAAAUGUCUGGAUGGCAUUGAAGGAAACGGACAAUGUCUCUGUUAUAAGGGCUGGAAAGGAGUAAACUGCUCUGUGGAAAUUGUGGCUGAUGCUUGCGGGGGUGUGUGUGAUGAAAAUGCUAAUUGCAUCGCAGGAGAUUUAGGAGUACCACCAACCUGUUCAUGUAUUGCUGGUUACCAAGGGAAUGGCACAGUCUGCAAAGAAAUUAAUCUGUGUGAUGCUGAUAAUGGUGGUUGCUCUAAGCAUGCAAACUGCACCAAAAUCUCACCUGGGGAGAGGAGCUGUACCUGUCGUGAGGGUUACACAGGAGAUGGAGUUAUGUGUCUAGAAAUAGACCUCUGUUUAGAGGACAAUGGUGGAUGUCACAGGAAUUCUUACUGUAUAAGAACUGGACCAAACAAAGCUGCAUGUGUUUGCAAACCUGGCUUCAGUGGGAAUGGAGAGUACUGCUUUCCAGUAAAUCCAUGCAGGAAGAAUAAUGGAGGAUGCAGUCCUGAGGCUCUGUGUAGGUCAACUGAACCAGGGGAACGGAACUGCACAUGCCGCAUUGGUUACAUUGGAGAUGGGUUUGAUUGCAGAGGGACUAUAAGUCGAGAACUUCUUCGCAAACCAGAGGCUCAGUGGUUUCGAAGGUGGUCCCUUAUGUCAGGAGUCAGAGAUAUGUACAACAAAGGCCCAUUUACAGUGUUUGUCCCACAUGCUGACUAUAUUAACAACUUCACGCAGAUGGCAUCGUGGCAAAAUGCAAGUCAUGCUGAAGAUGUAAUCAGGUACCAUAUAGUUGGGUGUGAAGAGCUGUUUCUAUCAGACCUCAAAUCUAUUAAUUCGGUGGUUGCUGCAUCUGGACAUCUGCUGAACUUCAGUGUUAGGGAGGAUGUUCUGUACAUCAAUGAAAAGGCAAAAAUAAUUACCAGUGACUACCAGAGUACUAAUGGAGUCAUCCAUUUCAUAGACCAAGUCCUCAGCCCAUAUGACCUGGAGAGCAAGAGCACAAAGAAAACAUCAACUCUGAACAUUACGGCUGCAGCUGAGGCAUAUGGAUACAGCAUGGUCAGCAAACUACUGCAGGAAACCAGUCUGCUAAGUCUGCUUCAGAACCCCUUCUUCCAUCCUCUGACCAUGUUUUGGCCCACUGAUGCUGUGUUCAACUCUUUUUCCGAGGAAAGGAAAAGGUGGCUAUAUAGUGAGGACCAUCGAGACAAACUGGAGGCAUACCUCAAAGGUCAUAUCAUCCGGGACCAAAGAAUUGUGGCUUUAGGUCUUCCACAUGAAAAAUUUGUACGCACAAUUUACGGGACACCUCUCACCUUCAGCUGUGACAAAAACCUUGUUGGAAACAUUUUAAUAGAUGGAAACAAUGCCAAGAUCGUUGAAAGGCACAUGGUCUUUGACUCAGGCAUUGCCUAUGGAAUUGAUCAACUUCUUGAGCCACCUAAUAUAGGGGCUCGCUGUGAUGGUUUUGAGGAGACAGAAAUCACAGGUCGAUGUGGACUUUGUCUCUUUCCACCCCAUUGUCAAACUAACUCUAAAGACACAGGCAAGACUAAAGUGUGCACGCCACUGUUCUUCUCACCCAGACGUCACAGAUUUCACCGCCCAUUUGGAUUCAGUUAUGGACAUGGAUUUGGAUAUGAUUUCCAUGACUUUGGAUACAACAGACCUAUGUGUCAGAGAGUGUGUACAAAAAUGACAUGGCUUCCACGCUGUUGCAAAAACCAUUAUGGGAGAGACUGUCAAGUGUGUCCUGGGGGCCUUGAGGCACCUUGUGGUGAGCAUGGUAAAUGUGAUGAUGGCAAAACUGGUACAGGGGGCUGCAUCUGUAACCCUGGUUUCAAGGGUACAGCCUGUGAAUUGUGUAAGCCUCACUACUAUGGCUCUAACUGCACAGCAUGCAAUUGCACUGUACAUGGCAAGUGUGAUGACGGCUCAGAGGGUGAUGGCAGCUGUGCCUGUGAGGAAGGCUGGACAGGAAGCCAGUGCGAGUCCAAGAUUGAAGUUAAACCGGUUUGUUCUCCUGAGUGCCAUCAUAAUGCUGUGUGUCUCCCCGGCAACCAGUGUGAAUGCCAGUCUCCCUAUGAAGGAAAUGGCUACAAUUGUACUGCUCCAGACCUGUGCAGCGAGUACAAUGGAGGGUGUCACCUGAUGGCUGACUGUUUGCAGACUGAUAUUAAUGUCACUUGCUCAUGCCAGUCUGGAUACAGUGGUGACGGCUAUGACUGCUCUCCAAUAAACAAAUGCAAGGAGGAGCCUAAUGGUGGCUGUAGUGAUUUUGCCACAUGCACAUUCACUGGACCUAAUGAGAGGACAUGCGAGUGUCUCUUGGGAUAUGUGGGAAAUGGAAUCCAAUGCUUAGAGAAAGUGGUGCCACCGGUCGACCGCUGUCUCGAGGACAAUGGAGGUUGUGACCCAAGAGCCAUCUGCAAGGAUUUGCAUUUUCAUACUAAGACAGCUGGCGUUUUUCACUUGAGGUCUCCACUGGGAAAAUAUAAGAUGAAUUUCACUGUUGCUGAGGCAGCCUGCGAUGCUGAGGAUGCAACUCUUGCUACCUUUUCUCAGUUAUCUGAUGCCCAGCAGUUGGGAAUGCACUUAUGUUCUGCGGGAUGGAUGGCUGGAAUGAAAGUGGGUUAUCCAAUCAGGUUUCCCUCUGCAAAAUGUGGUGACAACCAUGUCGGUGUUGUGUUGUACAAAGAUCCUGUUGAUGUUAGCGGCACCUAUGAUGCAUACUGCUAUAGAAUGAGAGAGGUUUCUUGUGAAUGUGGGGAGGAUUAUGUUGGCAAUGGAGAAUUCUGUAAUGGACACCUGGAGAGUGUAGUUGCCACAAAUUCAAAUUUUUCAAUAUUUUACAGAACGUUACUAAAAUAUGCUGAAGCUACCGUCGAAGGACACAAUUUGUUGAAUUUUCUGUCAACCAAGACAUCCAAUAUCACAAUGUUUGUGCCUCACAAUGAUGGAUUCUCUACAAAUGAGACUUUGUCAUGGAGGGAUGUGGAGUACCACAUAUCCACUAAUAACAGCAUUCACUUUUAUGAAGACCUAAAGCAUGACACAGCCAUUCCAUCUCGAUUAGGAUAUGACCUGUCAGUAAUGAUACUCACCAUCAACAAAACUCAGACUGACGAUGCCCAAUCUCAAAAGCUUGUGAACAAGAGAGUGAUUUUAGCCUGGAACAUCCCAGCCAUCAAUGGAAUAAUCCAUGUCAUUCAGGGCCCACUGAGGGCUCCCCUGGUAACUGUAAAACCUGCACCCCUUGGGUCACACUCCAGCAGCACUACUGUGACUUCCAUCUUAAUCACAAUUCUCGUGAUUGGUAUUGUUGCUGGGUUUGCAUACUACGUCCUCAAGUAUAAGAACGAUGCAUUUCGGUUCCAGUACUUCAGGAACGAAGAUGAUGGGACUUCUACAAGGGAGGGUGGCAAUCCUGCUUUAGUAUCCAUACCUAACCCUUUGUACAGUGGCUAUAAAGCAUUUGCUGAGCCUUUUGGGGAUUCACCAGAGGCGGACUCACCUAUCAUACCUAACCUCCUAGAGUAGCAUAAAAAAUGGAAUCACUGUUAUGAAAAUGUUGCUGUUUAAGAUACUGAAGCACAGAAAGAUCUGAUAUACCAAAGGAAUAUCACUGAGCACAGUGGACACUGAAUGGGAGAGCAUCCUGAAGCUUUCGAACUUUGCACUACAAACACAAAUGUUCAUGCUGUGUUACCAUAUACAGGUGAGGUCUUGGAUGAAAAAAUGAAUUGCAUUCAGGAAUCCCAAAAUAAAACAUUAAAUGUAUGUCAACCAAUAUAAUAUCAGUACAAUCACAAAAAGAACAAGACAAGCAACAGACAUUUGUGCUGAAAUACAAAGUAGAUUCUUUUUUUGGGGGAGAAAAAAAAGUGUUUCCAACAGUCUAAUGAAAACUGAUAAUUAUAAUUGUAAGGCUGAUUCUACUGUUUUGUACCCUAACACACUGACAGUUUGAACUCAAUUUAUUAAUGACUACUUGACCAAACAUUCUAAACAGAGUUAAUUUGAAUCAUACUGAUAGUCAUCAAUAAUAAUGUGUCAUCAAAUUAACAAUUGCAUAUUCAUAAAUCAAUAAAAGAAUCAAUAAUGUUGAUGACUGGACAAAGCAACACUGUAUGUAUGUACUGAUAGUCAGCUGUGCUUCAUAGUGAAU